Messenger RNA from Spea bombifrons (plains spadefoot toad), 1573 nucleotides. RefSeq names its product cAMP responsive element binding protein 5 (gene CREB5). Gene Ontology annotation, biological process: regulation of transcription by RNA polymerase II. The transcript is spliced from 7 exons. The record is from RefSeq and is a predicted model, not a curated record. Lineage: Eukaryota; Metazoa; Chordata; Amphibia; Anura; Pelobatidae. Gene Ontology annotation, molecular function: cAMP response element binding; DNA-binding transcription factor activity, RNA polymerase II-specific. Bases 1 to 1224 code for a protein of 407 amino acids.
AUGGGAAGCUUUGGGAACUUCUUCCUAUGGUUAGCUGUAAGUGAGAACCUUGAUCUACAGAAGAUGAAUGGUCAAGGAAAGUAUGCGUUGUACAAGUUCGAUGUUGCUAUUGUUUAUUUUCGUGGCUUGGUUGUCCACAUACUGGAUGAUCCAUCUAGGCCUGUUCCGGGCUCUCUUUCUUCACUACUGCACCUACACAACCGACAGCGACAGCCCAUGCCUGCCUCAAUGCCUGGCACCCUCCCUAACCCCACCAUGCCUGGAUCUUCAGCAGUACUGAUGCCUAUGGAAAGACAGAUGUCAAUGAGCUCCAAUAUCAUGGGGAUGCAGGGCCCAAACCUAAACAACCCUUGUGCUUCACCUCAAGUCUCUCCAAUGCACUCAGAAGCCAAAAUGAGAUUAAAGGCAGCUUUAAGCCAUCAUCCAACAGCCAUAUCCAAUGGAAAUAUGAACACAAUGGGUCACAUGAUGGAUAUGAUGAGCUCCCGACAGGAUCAACCUCCUCAUCACCAUAUGCACUCUCAUCCACAUCAGCACCAAAGCCUACAGCAGCAUCACCCGUACCCUCACCAGCAGCACCAGCAUCCGGCGCAUCACCCUCACUCCCAGCCCCAUCACCAACAAGGCCACCCUCACCAUCACUCCCACUCGCACCUUCAUGCACAUCCGUCACACCAUCAGACGUCCCCACAUCCUCCUCUACACAGUGGCGGACAAGCACAGCUCUCACCAGCAGCACAGCAAAUGCAGCCCACUCAGACAAUACAGCCCCCUCAGCCGACAGGGGGCCGUCGCAGGCGAGUGGUGGAUGAAGAUCCAGACGAAAGGCGGAGAAAAUUUCUGGAAAGGAACCGAGCUGCUGCCACCCGGUGCAGACAGAAAAGGAAAGUCUGGGUGAUGUCACUGGAAAAAAAAGCAGAGGAACUUACCCAGACAAACAUGCAGCUUCAGAAUGAGGUUUCCAUGUUGAAAAAUGAGGUAGCACAACUGAAACAGCUGCUGUUAACUCAUAAAGACUGUCCGAUUACCACCAUGCAGAAAGAGUCACAAGGAUAUUUAAGCCCUGAGAACAGUCCACCUGAGAGUCCCGUUUCAGCCUGUUCCCAGCAGCAAGUCAUCCAGCAUAACACCAUAACAACUUCCUCCUCGGUCAGCGAUGUGGUAGGAAGCUCCUCCCUCAAUGCUCUGGCCAAUCACAGAACAGACAUAAACCCCAUUCUCUGAAAUGCUGGAUUCAAGAACUGCCUUUGGGAGUUUGGUAUUUUAUCAGAUCUUCCAUUUUUAUGAACUUUUUUCUCAACUUUAUUUGAAACCUGGAAGUAUCCUAAGUCCUUGAAAGACCUUGGAUUUCCUUUUUUUAUUGUCGCUAUAUAAAUGUGUCUUUUUUACUUACGAGAAAGGGAUUUAUGCAAUUAAUAUUCUAGCAGUUUUGGGAAACACUUGGAGCUUUUAUUUUUUUGGUACAAGUAUUUGUUUAUGAACUGAAGCAUUUAUGUACAUAAUUUUUGUUUUAUAUUAUUAGCCUCACAAGUCUACUAUUUAGCCUAAGCAGCAUCUAAUUUGUUUCAAAAAA